CUCUCCCACCCACCAGGCCACUGAGGCUAGCCACACCGGUCAGGCAACCACUCCUCCCUACUUUUCUCCUCCUUUUCUUCAUUCUCCACCCUUCAUUUCUCCUUCGUCGUUCUUUCCUCCUCCCCAUCAAGAAGGGGAUCUCCGCUUGCUUGAUUUUCAUUUGGGAAGAGGGAAGUUAUUUUUUGGUCUCAGAGUUGAAAGCGAGGAGAAGGAAUGGGCGGACGUGUGGAUCACGAGUACUCCUACCUGUUCAAGAUGGUGCUCAUCGGGGAUAGCGGCGUCGGCAAGUCCAACAUCCUCUCCCGAUUCACCCGCAACCACUUCUCCCUCGACUCCAAGUCCACCAUCGGCGUGGAGUUCGCCACCAAGUCCUUGCAGAUGGAGGGAAAAACAAUAAAGGCUCAGAUCUGGGACACAGCUGGUCAGGAGAGGUAUCGUGCAAUUACAAGCGCAUAUUACCGGGGCGCUGUAGGGGCUCUCCUUGUAUAUGACAUCACAAAGAAGCAGAGCUUUGACAAUGUUAAUAGGUGGCUGCAUGAGCUCCGUGAUCACGCUGACUCCAGCAUUGUCAUCAUGAUGGUCGGUAACAAGUCCGACCUGACACAUCUAAGGGCUGUCUCUGAGGAUCAAGGCAAGGCACUGGCAGAAAAGGAGGGCCUGUUUUUCCUUGAGACAUCAGCUAUGGAGGCUGUGAAUGUGGUAGAAGCGUUUCAGACUAUCAUCACAGAGGUCUAUGGUAUUGUCAACAAGAAAGCACUGGCCGCCAAAGAAGCAGCAGCAGCAGCUGUUCCAUUGCCUUCCCAGGGUAAAACCAUCAGCGUUGACAGUACUGUGGGCAAUUCAAAGAGGGCAUGCUGCAAUACUUGAAAUGUAGGCAUCAUACUGUAGAGAAUCUGGAGCGGGGAUAUCAGCAGAGCAGCUUAGUUGAACUGGUGGGAAGGCAUUUCUAUUCUUUUUGUUUUCUGUUGAGCGAACAUCCUGGAGUAGGCUGCUGUAGGGGCAGUUUGUUCAGCAUUUCUGGAAGUUAGAUGUGUGUAUUAGGAUUGUGUUCCAUUUUCCACUAUGAAAGUUACAUGAUACUACAAUAUAUGUCGGAUUAUACAUCAUAUUUGAUAGGACCCAAAACAAGUUUUGUUAAA
Messenger RNA from Hordeum vulgare subsp. vulgare (domesticated barley), 1139 nucleotides. Its product is annotated as ras-related protein RGP2. Gene Ontology annotation, molecular function: GTP binding; GTPase activity. The transcript has 2 exons. The coding region runs from base 214 to 867 and encodes 217 amino acids. Gene Ontology annotation, cellular component: endosome. Lineage: Eukaryota; Viridiplantae; Streptophyta; Magnoliopsida; Poales; Poaceae. The record is from RefSeq and is a predicted model, not a curated record.